AUGUGCAAGCAUAUCCUCAACGCCCAGGUCUCGGUUCGAUCGCCAUGCUGCCGUAGGUGGUUUGACUGUGCGGAUUGCCACAAGGAACAGGAAAGCCAUGCGCUGCUUCAGUCCAUGGAAAUGACCCUUGCCUGCAAAAAGUGCAAGAAAUGCUUUCGAAAGGACGCAGCUGAGUUUGAAGAGAGUGACGAGUAUUGCCCACACUGCGAUAACCAUUUCGUGCUCGAUGCCCUUACGCCUAAACCGGUGGUGAACCUGGAGGGAGAAGACCCAAGAAAGGAUGCGAGAAUGUUGAAGGAUGAGCGAUUGAAGCCAGAGGAAGAACGCUCUAUAUUUGAUGUUAAAGAUGCGCCAAAUCGACUUGGAUAA
Molecule: messenger RNA, 369 nt
Organism: Arthroderma uncinatum
Lineage: Eukaryota; Fungi; Ascomycota; Eurotiomycetes; Onygenales; Arthrodermataceae
Product: zinc finger protein
Exons: 5
Coding region: 1-369 (122 amino acids)
Biological process (GO): protein import into mitochondrial intermembrane space
Cellular component (GO): mitochondrial intermembrane space
Molecular function (GO): zinc ion binding
Source: RefSeq, a predicted model, not a curated record